AUGGCUUCUGUAACGCUGGAACCGUACUAUGACUAUGACGAGAAUUACACUCACGAUUAUGAGGAAACUUCUUCCUCUUCUUCUCCUUCACACCUUCCCUGGUCACACAUCUAUCUCCCGGCAUUGUAUUUUCUCAUGUUUUUCGUUGGAGUCUUUGGGAACUUCUUUGUGAUUGUUGUUAUGGCCAGCAAAAGAAAGAGGAGUGCAAGACUGGUGGACACAUUCGUUUUGAAUCUUGCUGUUGCAGACCUUGUGUUUGUACUCACACUGCCUCUAUGGGCCGUCUCAGCUGGUCAGCAUCACCUCUGGCCUUUUGGGGAUCCCUUGUGUAAAAUCAGCAGCUACAUCAUCGCAGUCAAUCGUUUUUCCAACAUCUUUUUCCUCACUUGCAUGAGCAUCGACCGCUACCUAGCAGUGGUGCGCCUCAUGGACUCUCGAUUCCUCCGCAGCAAUCAGUGUAUGAAGCUCACCUGUGUCCUUGUUUGGUUGACCUCUUUGGUUCUGGGCAUCCCCUCACUGGUGUUCCGAAAGGUGAUCUCUCAAGAUGAAGCUGACAGAUGUCAAGAAGACAUGGAGUCAGUUCUCUUCCAGGCGGUCUGUCUGCUCACUAUAGUGCUGACCUUCAUGCUGCCUGUGUUCAUUAUAUUAUUCUGUUAUGGUUCCAUCCUUGCUCAAUUACGCCACCACUGCAAAGUCACCAGCAAUGGCCGUGCUGAAGCCCGACACCGCCACUCAGUCAAAAUCGUCUUCACCAUCAUUACAGCCUUUGUGGUAUCCUGGCUUCCCUUCAACGUGUUCAAAUGUAUCUGGGUGAUCUCUGAGAUUUUCAAAACAGAGAUAAACAUGGAGAACAAAAUCGUUUUAAGCAAUGGUCUCAUUCUCUCCUCUUGCCUGGCAUUUCUCAAUAGCUGUGUGAAUCCAGUCAUAUACCUACUCCUGGACCAUCACUUCAGGCGAAGAGCUAGAAAUCUGUGUCUUUUCUUUUUGGGUCGGGGUGGGGUAACCGAAAGCUACAUCUCUUCAAAUUCUCUUUCCAAUGGUACCUCAGAAAGCCUCUCUGGAACCACAACUCGAAGCCGACUCCACUCAGUCAACCUGAAGACUUAA
This is a messenger RNA of Chanos chanos (milkfish), 1107 nucleotides long. RefSeq names its product G protein-coupled receptor 25 (gene gpr25). The transcript has a single exon. The record is from RefSeq and is a predicted model, not a curated record. Lineage: Eukaryota; Metazoa; Chordata; Actinopteri; Gonorynchiformes; Chanidae. Gene Ontology annotation, biological process: positive regulation of cytosolic calcium ion concentration; G protein-coupled receptor signaling pathway; calcium-mediated signaling. Gene Ontology annotation, cellular component: membrane; external side of plasma membrane. Gene Ontology annotation, molecular function: C-C chemokine receptor activity; C-C chemokine binding; bradykinin receptor activity. The coding region runs from base 1 to 1107 and encodes 368 amino acids.